UGGCUCCCUUACUCCAGAUCUCUAUCCAAGGAUCGAGCCUCUUUCCUCGGGUCAGUCUCCCUUGUUGCCCCCCUCUGCGGUCUAACCCUGGAGCCGUGGUACACUUACACACACUGGUACCCCAUGGCGUCGUCCCAUGUGAGGAAGGACCCCCCCCGACCCAGUGCCCAGGAUGCAGCCCGCCAUGAUGCUCUUCUCCUCCAAGUACUGGGCACGUCGGGGCAUGUCUCUGGACUCAGGCAUGUUCCAGCAGCAGAGCCAGCCCCAGAGGCACACCGGGGGGCAGAUGUCCCGGCGGCCAUCUUUCUGCCCCAUAAAUGAGAAGCAGGAGCAGCAGAGUGAGGACUCGGGUCGCACGGCUGUGGUGUUUUCUCUGAAGAACGAAGUGGGAGGACUGGUCCGAGCACUAAGGGUCUUUCAGGAGCGGAGAGUAAACCUAAACCACAUAGAGUCUCGUGUGUCCAAACGCGUCUUAAACGAGGUGGAGAUUUUCGCCGACUGCAGCUGCUCCAAGAAAGAAUUCAACGAACUUCUGCAGAACCUGAAGGAUCACGUCAAUAUUAUAUCAUAUAAUACUCCUAUAAACGCAUGGUCCGCAGAGGCAGAUGACGAGGAUGUUCCCUGGUUCCCAAUGAAGAUCUCAGAACUGGAUCAGUGUUCUCACCGAGUCCUGAUGUACGGCUCUGAGCUGGACGCAGACCACCCAGGCUUCAAGGACAAUGUUUAUCGCCAGAGGAGGAAGUACUUUGUGGAAGUAGCCAUGAACUACAAAUUUGGCCAGCCGAUCCCGCGUAUCGAGUACACAGAGGAGGAGGUGAGGACUUGGGGAGUGGUCUUCAGGGAGCUGUCUAAACUGUACCCGACUCACGCCUGUUGCGAGUACCUGAAGAACUGGCCCCUCCUAACGAAGCACUGCGGCUACAGAGAAGACAACAUCCCCCAGCUACAGGAUGUCUCCACCUUUCUCAGAGAGCGUUCCGGUUUCACAGUUCGUCCGGUGGCGGGAUACCUCUCUCCCAGGGAUUUUCUGGCUGGUUUGGCCUAUCGUGUGUUUAACUGCACUCAAUACGUCCGCCACAGCACCGACCCUCUUUAUACCCCAGAACCGGACACAUGUCAUGAGCUGCUGGGGCACGUUCCACUUCUCGCCGAUCCAAAGUUUGCUCAGUUUUCCCAAGAAAUCGGUUUAGCCUCGUUAGGAGCCUCGGACGAAGAUGUGCAGAAACUUGCCACUUGCUACUUCUUCACCAUCGAGUUUGGUUUGUGUAAACAGGACGGGCAGCUCCGAGCAUAUGGAGCAGGUCUUCUGUCCUCUAUCGGAGAGCUACAGCAUGCCCUGUCGGAGAAGGCCUGUGUGAAGACCUUUGACCCCAAGACCACGUGUUUCCAGGAGUGCAUCAUCACCUCGUUUCAGGAAGUGUACUUUGUGUCCGAGAGCUUUGAAGAGGCUAAGGAGAAGAUGAGGGAGUUUGCGAAGACGAUCAAGCGCCCCUUCUCUGUGUACUAUAACCCGUACACUCAGAGCGUGGACCUGCUCAAAGACACGAGGAGCAUCGAGAACGUGGUGCAAGAUCUACGCAGCGACUUAACCACAGUCUGUGAUGCUCUGGGCAAGAUGAACACCUACAUGGGAAUCUAACCCAUAACACAACACUGAUGAACCAGCCCACAACCUCAGACAACCCUGGGCAAUGAACACCUAUAUGAGAAUUUAUCCCACAACCCAAAAGAUCCCUGCAAUUCAUGAUCAAACUCUCAACUUCACACAUCCCUGCUGCUAAUGAGACGUUUCAACAUGCUCUGUUCCUCUGUGUGGCCAGCAGAGGGAGACACAGCUUCCUUAGUAAUGCUUAUAUGUGGUCUAUGUAACUUUUCUAGUGCAAAGUCCUCCACCUGCUUGUCUCCAUGGAGAUGUUAUUACUUUGUCAGGAAUGUUCCACAGCAUGGCAUUAAAUUGCAACCUG
Messenger RNA from Periophthalmus magnuspinnatus, 1964 nucleotides. RefSeq names its product tryptophan hydroxylase 2 (tryptophan 5-monooxygenase) (gene tph2). The transcript is spliced from 11 exons. Gene Ontology annotation, biological process: serotonin biosynthetic process; aromatic amino acid metabolic process. The coding region runs from base 173 to 1639 and encodes 488 amino acids. Gene Ontology annotation, cellular component: neuron projection. The record is from RefSeq and is a predicted model, not a curated record. Lineage: Eukaryota; Metazoa; Chordata; Actinopteri; Gobiiformes; Gobiidae. Gene Ontology annotation, molecular function: iron ion binding; tryptophan 5-monooxygenase activity.